Messenger RNA from Lodderomyces beijingensis, 1134 nucleotides. The record is from the annotation of a GenBank genome assembly. NCBI's taxonomy places the organism in Eukaryota, Fungi, Ascomycota, Pichiomycetes, Serinales, Debaryomycetaceae.
AUGGUCUCUUCUGUGGCAAAGACGGCGCAAUUGGCAGCCCGGGCUGUCAAAUACCAGCAGCCAAUACACAAGAUUGCGCAAGGGCAAGCCAUGAGAAUGAACUUUGUUUCCCAGCGCUUCAACAACUCCAAGUCGGGCCAGCAGGAAAUGACGGUCAGAGACGCGUUGAACUCUGCGUUGGCCGAGGAGUUGGACAGGGACGACGACGUUUUCCUUUUGGGCGAAGAAGUCGCGCAGUACAACGGCGCGUACAAGAUCAGCAGAGGCUUGUUGGACAGGUUUGGCGAGAGAAGAAUCAUCGAUACGCCCAUCACGGAGAUGGGGUUCACCGGCUUGGCAGUCGGUGCUGCGUUGAGUGGCUUGAAGCCGGUGUUGGAGUUUAUGACUUUCAAUUUCGCCAUGCAAGCCAUUGACCAGAUUAUCAACUCGGCCGCCAAGACAUACUACAUGAGCGGAGGCACCCAGCCCUGCAACAUCACCUUCAGAGGGCCCAACGGUGCUGCUGCCGGUGUUGCUGCCCAGCAUUCGCAAUGCUACGCGGCGUGGUACGGCUCUAUACCCGGCUUGAAAGUGCUCUCGCCUUAUUCUGCCGCCGACUACAAGGGCUUGCUUAAAGCCGCCAUCAGAGACCCCAACCCGGUUGUGUUUUUGGAAAAUGAAAUCGCAUACGGCGAGUCCUUCUUCGUUGACGAAGAAGUUCUUUCGCCCGACUUUAUCUUGCCCAUCGGCAAAGCCAACAUUGAAAGAGAAGGCUCCGACUUGACCAUUGUUGGCCACUCGAGAGCCGUCAAGUUCUGUCUCGAAGCCGCCGAGCAGUUGCAAAAGGACUAUGGCGUCAGUGCCGAAGUCAUCAACUUGAGAUCCAUCAAGCCCUUGGAUGUGCCCACCAUUAUCGACUCGUUGAAAAAGACCAACCACUUGAUCACCGUUGAAAACGGCUUCCCCGGCUUUGGGGUCGGCUCCGAGAUUUGCGGCCAAAUCAUGGAAUCCGAAGGCUUUGACUACUUGGACGCCCCUGUUGAAAGAGUCACCGGUUGCGAAGUUCCCACCCCAUAUGCCAAAGAGUUGGAAGACUUUGCCUUCCCUGACACCGAGGUUAUCAUGAGAGCUUCUAGAAAAGUAUUGGGAUUGUAA